UAGCUACGCUUCCUACUUGACAACUACACAUUAUUGAUAUACAUUUUAUAUACAUGGCUCACAAUGACUUCUCAAUUAAAUCAUCAUCAUUUUCUAUCCACAACUUAACCUAACUUCAUUAUUUUUAUUCAUACCAAACACCCCCUUUUCAAUAUAUUCACAAUUUUCUUUUGAUCUUGUCAUUGGCCAUGAGGCCAAGAAUGUUAUUUCCAACUUCAAACCAAACUACAAAUUGCCAUAAUAUUUGUGACUCAACAUGUCCUUAUGGUUGCUAUCCAUACCCUAAUAUAAACUUUUACAUCCCACCACCACCACCAACAAUCGAAUCGAACAACAAAGUUGUUCAGAACAUUUUACCUUAUAUUAUUAUAUCCAUCGCGUUAUUUGUUAGCUUGUUCCUACUCCUUACCUACUACAUAAUCAUUGUAAGAAAUUGCUCGAAUUGGAAUCGUAGAAGAACGAGAGGAGAAGGCGAUAACGAUGAGUCGAUUAUUCAUCAUCCAAUUUGGUACAUCGAUACUAUAGGGAUUGAAGUUUCUUUUGUCAAUUUGAUCACAAUUUUCAAGUACAAAACAGGGGAUGGUUUAGUUGAUGGAACAGAGUGCGCUGUUUGUUUGAAUGAAUUUCAAGAUGACGAAUCACUUAAGUUGUUACCUAAAUGUAAUCAUGCAUUUCACAUCGAUUGUAUCGAUACGUGGCUUAGAUCACACGUUAAUUGCCCAUUGUGUCGUGCUCCAAUCAUCUCCAACACUGUUGCUGCACCCGUGGGAUCAUCAAUAAUCGCUCCCAUAUCGAGUACUAAUGAUGAUAUUGGUUCAAUUGUAGAAACGAACAACAACAGUGAGGCUAGAGAAGGGGAAUUUCAAGAAAACACGAAUGUAGAGAACGAUGAUAACGAUGAUGAUGAUGAAACAUCGAAAAAAGAGGAUGAAAUAUUACAAAAAAUGCGAAGGUCCGUAUCUAUGGGUUCUUCAAUUGCUACAAAAAAGUGUGUUGAGACAAAAACAAAUGAGGGAACAAGUUCAAAUUCAAGAAUCCAAAGGGUUAUGGACAGUGCUUCUUCAAUGAAAAGAUCAUUUUCUUAUGGUGGGAGGUCCUUUUUUCCGAAAAGCAAGAGAAACGAGGCUCUAAUAUGAAAUCCGAACAAACUAAAAAAAGAAAAGAAAAAAAGAUGAGAGACAUGGGCUUUAUUGUAAUUGAUGCAAGGACUAAAGUCUUACUGAGACUUGCACUUUGUUGUAUAUGUAUGAGAAAAAGUUUAGUUUAUAAAUUAAAUAUUUUGUGGCUAUAUACAUCGUUGUAAAAGUGGUAUGUAUAUAACCUUCUCGAUUAACAAAUAAAGUACAUAUAUGUUUAUCAUCUAAAAAAUGAGGCAUAUUUACUUUUUCGU
Solanum lycopersicum (tomato) is the source of this 1390-nucleotide messenger RNA. Its product is annotated as RING-H2 finger protein ATL54. Gene Ontology annotation, molecular function: transferase activity. Gene Ontology annotation, biological process: protein ubiquitination. The record is from RefSeq and is a predicted model, not a curated record. NCBI's taxonomy places the organism in Eukaryota, Viridiplantae, Streptophyta, Magnoliopsida, Solanales, Solanaceae.